GUUUAGUUUGUUGCGAGAUUCAAUAAGAGGCAGACGUUUUUUUUCCAUUCCUCGAUAUUUCGUGUUGAUGGUUUUUGUGUUUUAAUGUUCCGGUGGACACAAUUUUCUACAUUAACACAAUUUCAUUGUAUAUAUACCUACCGUGUGUAUAACAUAUUGCAAAGAGUGUGUAGCAUCAAAAGAAAAUUUGAACUGAAAUAAGGAGUUCAAUGUAAAGAAUUUCAAGAAUUUUUAUUGAAGAAGCGGCUUUAUGAUUUCUUCUUCUUUUUUAUUAUAUCGUUAACUCUGUGAUCUUUGCGAAUAGAAGAGAACCGAUUACAUAAAGAACCAAUCGAUAAUUGUGUUUGGUAACAGAAUUUUUACUUUUCGUUCAAAUUUCUAACGAUUUUUGUAAUUUUGUAAUUUGAAUGUGAAUCUUAAGUACAGUGAUUUUACAGUUAAUUAGUUUGCUAUUAAAUGUUGAUUCUCCUGAAGUUUAUGGCUGUGAUGGUUUAAGGUGUAAAGAGAAACAAGAGAGUCUGGAAAUAGUAGAGCUGACUCAUUGGAAAUAAUAGAAAAAUUCAAGUUGCACUACUGUGAACUGAAAUUAAGGAAAUUACCACGAGGUUUGCAGUCGCAUUAAUAAAUUAAUUUUAAUUUAUUCGAAGCCGAAACUAUAACAUGAGGGGAAACUCAGGAUUUUUGCGGCUAGCCGUUAUUGGCUGCUUAUUGGUGUGUUCAGUAACAGGAGGUCCCCCGAGACCGCGAAGAAUGAUGAGAGAAACAUUUUCGAACGAUGAAUCGGUACCCACGAGCGACAAUAAAACACUAGACUCUGACACGUGUUCGUACAAUGGCAAAGAAGUGGAAAGAUCAUCAAUUACAUGCGAAACGAAGAAUGGCUGCCGGGAAAUUGAAACGCAUGGCGAAUGUUGUCCAAAAUUUGUUUGUGAAUGUAAGUUAAAUGGAACCAUUUACGAUAAUGGCGAUAAAAUUGUCGACCCAGAAACCCCUUGCGAAGUUUGUGUGUGUCGAGGUGGCGAAAUCAAUUGUAAUGCCUUAACAUGUUACUCUCGAAACGAUUGUAAAAAUGUCACCUAUCUGCCGGGGGUAUGCUGUCCAGAAUAUACUAAUUGUCCACCAUUAGAGAAUGUGGAACUAAACUCGUCCAACGAAACAACCACCGCUGAGUCUGUGAAUCACAGCACAAGUAUUACUAGUAGCACAAUGUUAACGGAAACAUCAACCACACCUUCCCCACCGACCACUACACAAAUGAGCGAAAGUCCGGUUGGAAUCAAAAUUAAGGAAAUCACCAAGCCAGAAGAAAUUCGAAUCACAGACGACCGACCAAAAGUUUUCAAACCAAUAAAGUCCAGUGAAACGAAAACGUCGUCAGCUCUAAGCAAUAGUCAAGAAGCUCCCAUUGAACCAGAAAACGAAUCGGCCCCACUCGCAAUUCUACCGGAAGAAAUUGCCGAGUUGCAACCAUCAGUGAUCGAACCGGAAAUCGAACAGCACACAACCUUUUUCUUUGACGGCAGUGGUAGCGAUCAACCGAUUCAACUAGAAAGCACCGAUCUAAAUACCGUGGGCCAUGUCUCGAUGGGCCCAAAAAUAGUACGUCAAACUGACAUCGUCGGUCUAGAGACGACUGAAGUGCAUACAACGAUUGCUCCAUUUUCGGCGGAAAAUGAAAUCAGGGACGAAGCAUCGACGACUAGAUCGGAUCAUGUGACCGAAGGUCCGACUAUAGAAUCAACAUCUGUGAAGCAUAACACUUCAGUGCUACAAGUGGGUGACAGUGUUGUUAUAUUCGACCGUAGUGGUCAGACACAAUCAAUUCCGCUUAGAGUUGCUGGACUGCAACGAGGCGAAGACACAUACGAUGAGGACGAAACACGAAAAACCGAUGAGACCGAACAAUACUCAACGGCUGCAUCUGAAAGUAGUUCUACUGAUUCAAUGAUGGAACAGUCGUUUUCGACUGAAGUAUUUGAAGUUUAUUAUUACGAACCGCAAGAUAUGACAACUAUGUCACUGGAUUUCCCCAGCAGCGAAGCAUCUGGAGAUGAUUUGAUCAGUGGAAAACCGAGCGAUGAGUUGAAUGAAGGCAGUGCUGAGCAACAAAUUACUGCGACUUCAACCGAAAGAUUACUAACCGAUAUUGAGAGCUCGUCUGGCUACUCUUCUCUUGAUAGGUUCACCGAUCCAAUGCUGGCACAGCAAUCGACUGUAGAUGAGAAAACAAUGAGCUACUACAUUGAAGGUUCGUCAUCAACUUCAGACGAAAUGUCUACAAGUUUCGACAGCUUCAGCACUUCUACCAGUUCCAUUCAAUUAAAUCAACCGUCAGAACCCACUACAACAGAUGUUGAUGAUGACAUUGUUCAACAUGACCAGAACAUAAAUUUUCCCCAUAUUACCGACGAUCUCAGCAUUCACGGUUCCCGAAUGGAAGAUCGAUUGGAAGACGACGAUAAAUUGCGUGCCCACAGCCGAGUCGUUGAGACUGAUUUAGAGAAAAUCGAAGCCGAGCCCGCUGUCGAGCAGAAUUUGAUAAUCACUGGCGAAGAUAACAAGCAAGACGAUUCGUCUUCGACCGUAGCUCCAGUGGAGGACGUAAAUGAAAGCACAAAUGUUAAAAAUUUUAAAGACGUUGAACCGAGGUCACCGGGAGAACCGUUACUGAUUCCAGAAUGGGAACGCAACCAUACGACAGUGGCUCCGCCAUUCGAAUUGAUUUCAUCGAAUGAAACAACGGACGAUCAAUUAUUAGCCGAAAUAUCUAGUCAUGAAGAUCGUACAGUCGAUGCAAUUGUUGCUGAUGAAUCAACGACGGAUCAGUCGGAAUUGAGUAUCAGUACUGAUGAUUCGAUUGAUAUGAAUUCUUCGACAACAUCUGAAAGUCCAAAUGAUAUCGAAUCGAAAGAGACGCAUCCUAUAGCCGGAUCGAGUCAAGUUAGGGAAACAAAUCAUUUAAAUUUACUUUUUGAUGGAACGGCCGAUUUUUUUAGAAUCCAAAAGAAAUUGUGGAAUUCAGCGUUGGUAUAGGACAUGCAAUUGUUUCUUCUGUAAAUUAAUUGUUUUUUUUUACUUUGAAAUUCUACGUCAUUUGUCCUUACGUGAUUGAUAUGGUUAAAAGACAAUCAUCGCACAUCUUAUUCUAAAAAUGUUUGCGUUUUCAUUAAUCUUUCAGAAACAGGAAGCAUAUCAGCCAUGCAAAUCUACUACUUCGUUUAACAAAAAUCUUCUACUUCAUUAAUUUCGACAUCCCUUCCACUAUAAGACAAACCUAGCCUGAGUUCAUCGCUUAUUUACGUCAUCAUUGUGGUCAACAGAUGAGAUGACAGCCUGAAAAAAGUUCUAUGAUUUACGAUCAUCUUUCUAAGGUCUAAGAUCUCUACCCAACAAGGAACUUAAUUAUUGAAUAUAUUUCGCAAAAAUUCAACAUAAUGAAGACACUGCUGCUGUGACUAUGCUAAGAGAGUUGCUUCCUGCUAUAUUUCGUUACAACUUGUAAUUUACAAAGGAAGAUUCUCGAAAAUGUUGAAAGAAAAUUUCUUCAAAAUUAGGGAAGAUCUUUGGAAAUAGAAAGAAAAUCGUUGCAACUAAUGAAAUGUCCUAAAAAUCUGUAAGAAAGUGAAUUGAUUGAUUAGAAAACUUUUCCAUUUGUUUAACAAUCUAACAUUUCAACAUUAAAUUUGUCUUCCCUCUGUUCACUUGUUCAGCAUGAUGAUUGAUGAACAUGAUGUCUAACGAUGAUGUAAUUGCUACAAAUUGAUUCGAGUCGUCCUGAUGAAAAAUAUUUUUAAAUUAAGAGAGAGCACAAAAAAAAGUAAAUUACAUUUUGCACUCUCUGAAAGGUUACUAUACUGCUGGAGAAUCCUAAGAACCAACAUGUUGUUAACAAUUUCAAUCUAAUUCAUAAACAGUAUAAUGUCUGUGAGUGAAUAGCUUCAUCGGGAGAUCGUAUACGGAAUGACUAGCAAGAAUUGGAUUGAAAUUGUUAGUCCUUAUGGUUCUCUAAAUGUAUUUUGUUCGUGUUUUUCUUUUCAAACCUUCAAAAAUACCGAAUCAUUUCGUAACUUUUUAGAAAUUGUAAAGUUCAAAAUUCCAAUUAAUUUAGUCAUUUAGUCAAGAUGCGUCCUGAAGGGAUGUGAUAAUUUAUUGCAUAUGGAAUCCGAUAUUGUCGGGACGAGCGAGAUGAAUGUGUUGUGUUCGAAAACGAAGUCAAAUCAACUCGAUUUAUUUGACAAUAUGAAAUAUAGAUAAGAAACUGAAGUGUCAGUUUUUCCUUUAAAUUAAUUUUUAAUUUUUAUGUUUACGACUCGAGUUUGGGUUUUCUCUUCAAAAUUAAGAAUAAAUCAGAUAAUUAAAAUGUUGAUAGGUGUUGCAUUGAGCUAGCAAUAAAUUUGGAUAUUAUUGAGACUGUUCACAAACGUUUCCAAUUGUUACGUUUAAACUAUUAAUUUAAAGUGAAAUUUGUUUCAUCCCCGCUUUUAUUAAUUAAUUUUGUUUUAACAAAUUUCUUUUAUUUUUUAUGACUUAGGAUAUUUUUAUUAAAAUAGAAGUAAAUAAAUUAGUCGAUUCGUUUAAACUUUACAAAUUAUGAAU
Bradysia coprophila is the source of this 4596-nucleotide messenger RNA. RefSeq lists its product as uncharacterized. Gene Ontology annotation, cellular component: extracellular region. The record is from RefSeq and is a predicted model, not a curated record. Gene Ontology annotation, molecular function: protein binding. NCBI's taxonomy places the organism in Eukaryota, Metazoa, Arthropoda, Insecta, Diptera, Sciaridae.